AUGUCUGCCAGAGGGGGGAAAAAGAAAACAACCAAGCUGUCUCGCUCGUCAAGGGCUGGAGUCAUCUUUCCCGUUGGUAGAAUGAUGCGUUACUUGAGAAGAGGAACACACAAAUACAGGAUAGGCAUGGGGGCCCCUGUGUACAUGGCAGCUGUCAUAGAAUACUUAGCAGCUGAAAUCUUGGAACUUGCGGGGGAAUGCAGCUCGAGAUAACAAGAAAGGCAGAAUCACUCCAAGACACAUCCUUUUAGCAGUCGCUAAUGAUGAGGAACUCAAUCAGUUACUCAGAGGAGUCACCAUUGCAAGUGGAGGUGUCCUGCCAAGAAUCCACCCGGAGCUUCUGGCUAAAAAGCGUGGCUCCCGUGGCAAGGAGACCAUUCUCUCUCAACCAGUGGAGAAGAAAAAGAAGAAGAGUGGCAAAUCACUGGAUAAAAUUGCAAAGAAACCAAAAUCGGGAAAAAAGCUACUGAAAAAGGAUAAACAAGCAGACGGAAAAGAAGGUGCAUCAAGUUCAAUGUCAGAUGAUGGACCUGGCGAUGGCUUCACCAUCCUCUCAUCAAAGAGCCUGUUGCUGGGACAGAAGCUGUCUUUGACUCAGAGUGAUCUUAGUCAUAUAGGAUCAAUGAAAGUUGAAGGCAUUAUCCAUCCAACUACAGCUGAAAUUGACCUAAAGGAGGAUAUAGGGAAUGCCAUGGAAAAGGCGGGAGGAAAAGAGUUCUUGGAAGCUGUGAAAGAACUCCGCAAAUCUCAUGGACCCUUGGAGUUGACUGGAGCUGCUCUUAGUCAAGCAAAUGGAUUAGCAGCCAAAUUUGUUAUCCACUGCCACAUUCCUCAGUGGGGAUCAGACAAAUGUGAAGAGCAGUUGGAAAAGACCAUCAAAAACUGUUUAUCUGUCGCCGAGGAUAAGAAACUCAAGUCCGUGGCAUUUCCAUCUUUCCCUAGUGGCAGAAAUGGUUUUCCAAAGCAGACAGCGGCUCAAGUCAUUUUGCGAGCCAUCUCCAGCCACUUUGGCUCCUCCAGCUCAUCCACUGUGAAGAAUAUUUACUUCCUGUUGUUUGACAGUGAAAGUAUUGGUAUCUACGUACAGGAAAUGGCCAAGCUUGAUACAAAGUAG
Molecule: messenger RNA, 1114 nt
Organism: Staurois parvus
Lineage: Eukaryota; Metazoa; Chordata; Amphibia; Anura; Ranidae
Source: the annotation of a GenBank genome assembly